CAUCGGCACCAAACAAGAAGAUGAUCAGUUAGCCACUCUGUGAGCUGCUAACCUAGUCGGGAAGUUGCAAUAUUAUGUUUGACAGCUGAAUCUUGAAGAAACGAUGCGGGUUAUCGGCUGUUUGCAGGUGAAGGUUAACGUGUCAGGGUUCUUCAUUGUUAAGAUUUGAGAGCCGGAAAAUUACCGAAGCUAGUUAGCUUAGCUUCGCUAACGGUAUCGAGGCCAGAGGCUGUAUCGUCUCUGUUUAGUUAACGUGGAUGUUCGGCAGGAGGCUGAACUAAACUAACAACGGUCGUUAACUAACGGCCACUGUACGGGGCAUGCUGUUUAACUCGACGAGCACGAAUAAGAGUCCGUGUUAAAAGUGUAGGUGUAUUUUAGCAGGAGAUUAGCCGAAGAGAAAAGUGCAGCCAUGGACGAUUUUAGCUCGAUCAGCCUGCUCUCUCUUGCGAUGCUGGUGGGAUGUUAUGUGGCCGGGACAAUUCCUUUAGCAGUCAACUUUUCAGAGGAGAGGCUGAAGCUGAUCACUGUGCUGGGAGCCGGGCUGCUCUGUGGGACCGCACUUGCUGUUAUCAUUCCUGAAGGGGUCCACGCACUGUAUGAGGAAAUCCUUGAAGGUGGACACCACAGUCACGGCCAGGUUGGAGUUGUGGAGGUGUCUGAGACGAAGGCUGAAGCAGAAGUGGCCCUCGGUGCCGGUGGGAAACAUGAACACAGCCAUGAGCAGCUUCACGCCUGCAUCGGAGUGUCUCUGGUCCUGGGCUUCGUCUUCAUGCUGCUGGUGGACCAGAUAGGAAGUUCUCAUGUGCACAACACUGAAGAUCCAGAGUCAGCGAGAGUCACCUCUUCAAAAAUCACCACCACCCUGGGUCUGGUGGUCCACGCUGCAGCUGAUGGAGUGGCGCUCGGAGCUGCUGCCUCUACCUCUCAGACCAGCGUCCAGCUCAUUGUCUUUGUAGCCAUCAUGCUGCACAAGGCCCCAGCAGCGUUUGGCCUGGUCUCUUUCCUGAUGCAUGCUGGUCUUGAGAGGAACCGCAUCCGCAAACAUCUCCUGGUCUUCGCCCUGGCAGCACCCGUCCUCGCCAUGCUCACAUUUUUAGGCCUCAGUCAGAGCAGCAAAGAGGCCCUGUCAGACAUCAACGCCACGGGUGUCGCCAUGCUCUUCUCCGCCGGCACCUUCCUCUACGUGGCCACCGUCCACGUCCUCCCUGAGGUGGGCGGCGGCGGCCACAGCCACGCUCCGGCGGGAGGGAACGGAGGGAAAGGACUGAGCAAGGUGGAAGUGGGAGCGCUGGUGCUGGGCUGCCUCAUUCCUCUGGUGCUGUCAGUCGGUCACCACCAUUAGACCCCGCGGCUCAGGACGGAGUGAAGACGGGUGUACAGGGGAAAGAAGCAGAAACAGAGACUUCAAACAUUGUGGAUUUAAAUGUCUUAUUGCUUGUCUGCUGAUGGACCUCGCGGACCAGACUGGUGCUCGUUGCGGGGACAUCUCAUGACUCAAAACUGAAUAUGAAACAGGGAACGAAUGAUGUUAGGGAAAUCAGAGUUGUUGCGGUGACGACCAAGGCACACGACAAUGUUUUUUUUUUUUUUCUUUUUUCCUCUUCCUCCUGACACUGAUGACGAAACAUGGUACAGCUACUGUAUGUGUCCAUUUCUGCCACCAGAUAUAUUGAUCUUCUUCUGCGAGGCCAGAGGACAGUCAGCUCAGCUAAUCUAGAUCACUGUGGAGCUUUCAGUGUUGCAUUAUUGUGCUUGUCCAAAAGUCAAAGAACCAACCCUGAUUUCAUGACAGUGACGUUUUGCUAGACGGCAGUUGCACAGUGAGAUUUAGAUAGUCUUGAUCAAACUUGUGAUAUCGAGAAAGUAAAACCUUUUUUUAAUAUAAUUGUACAGAUCUCUUAGCAACAAUCCAGACUGAUUUGAACUGAUUUUCAAGUGCCAUAUUAGCGAGUUUGGAGCAGAAGGAACUGCGGCGUGAGGACGUUACAGUUUGUAGAAGACGUUCCUUUCUUAUUUUUCUUAGCAACACAGAUGUUGUUCUCGCAGCCAGCUGUGGAGCAGGAGGAGGGAUCAGCCUGAGUAAACCAGCCAGAAGCUCCUGACAGUUUUUGCUUUGGUUGGCGAGUUCGUCAAACAUGCGGAGGUUUAUCCUGUUAGAAAAAUCAGUGGUGACGAGAAUCUUGGCCUGAUGGGAAGCCGAGUUAUGAUGGCCACUGAUGGUGUGUUUCCUAUAAAACCACGCGCUUAGGUUUCUGGUCUCGUCAGUUCAAAGCGGAGCGCUGCGUGAGGACGAGACGCAGCCAGCUUCAACGCAUCGCAACAAAAUCUGUCACUUUUCUUUGACCUGUUUAGUUUCUGGAUGUUUAUUUCUGUUCUGUUUUACCUGGAGAGUAAUUAUAGAGAUUACAGGAAAGAUGUAUAGAAGUGUCUUCAGUGACUCUGACUAUAGAGCGUUACUAAGCUUCUUUAGAGGUGGAGGGUCAUUUCAGCAGCUCUGAAUGAAUGAGUGACUCGUCCUCUGGAGGUCGUGACCUGGAUGAACUCGUGUAGGGACCAUCGGCUCAGGAGGACAGACAUCUUACAGGUUUUGUGAGAAUUUUGAACAAACCUAUUUUUUUAGUUAGUUUGCUCCUCAAUAAUUAAUUAUACCUGAGCAAUAAUUGUAAGAAAAUGAAAAAAAAAAAAAGGGGCGAACUCGGGAGUGCAGCUGAGUGAAAUGGCUACAGAGGGUUCGCCUUCAUCUUCAAAGCACUCGUUAUGUGAUUCACAUAUCAAGGUCUGUCAGAUAGAUGCUCUUGAACGCAGCCUUGCCCCGACGUCUCCGUCUCUGCUCCAUUAGAACGUGAAGCGGUUGAUGCAUUAAAAUCUUAAGUAGGCUGCUCCCUCUUCUAUCAGGACACAUGGAUAUUGUGAGUGUUUCUGUAUCACUGUGCCUGCUCACAGCAGAGCUCAUGUGUAUGUAUAUGUAUGUUGUACAGAGAAACUUCUUCCACAGUCGCCACAGGUGGAACUGCUUACUCACAAAUACAUUUUUAUUUUUUAACUUGAGUUUGUUUGGACAUGGACGGACUGGUGUUUUCAGCACAGACACGAGGCUGCAGACGGUCUGACGAGUCUCUGUUUUAUGUCUAAAUUUAAUGGUUUUACGCUCAACCUCUCAGUUAAUUCCAACUUCUAUGAUGAGAAGAAACUCCUGUGAUGUUUUAACGAGAUACAGCGGCGGGUCGCACGCAGACCAGCAGCUGCAUGACUGUUUCAUUUGUUGCGGGACGCUGUGUAUGUAAUACAAAAGGGAAAAACGCACCACUGUGUUGCUCUACGCCCGGGUGUGUUGGCGGACGGCCCCAUUAUGUGCAAUUUCAUCUUUCUUAACAACGUUACGUCAGAGUCCCUGCUGAGAUCUGGUUUUCCAUCCUUACGAAAAACCAUAUGGAUGAAUUCAGGGUUUAUGUGAAUAUGAUUAGUGAUUAGCAUAAUUGUUGCUGAUUAAUUUCCUGUCCCUUGGUCAGGCUUUGAAGCCCCUGAACUGUUUUUCUCAGAUUAAAUACUCAUGACUAAAUAAGCAGCAAAGUUAAAGUUGAAGAAAAAAACACCAGCUCUUAUUCAUUAAUAUUGAAACACUCAGCUCAUCUGCUUCAUCAGGACCGUGUGGGAGCCCAUUGAUCAGAUCUGACUGACGGCGCCGAGACAAAAACACAAAGUUCAGAGCCUUUACAAUUCAUUCAUGUUGGUCACGUUUCUUCUUCUGGUGGAGGGGGGGGGGGUUAAGACUCACUAACUAAAUAAAACCCGCUGGAUUAUCUGGAGAAGGUGAAGCAGGACUGUUUUCCUUCAAUUCAUGUUUUGGAGAUACAUGGUUUUCACAGGACAGGGACGGGGUUCGUAGAGUUUAUAAUGUUUCAGUCUGGUUUACUGACACAGUUAAAGGUGUUUUAUCCUCACUUCCUGGACAGUCAGAAUACUGGAUUUUGAUUGGCCAACAGCACCAGCCCCUCAUGUUAAAGUGAUGUAAACCGGCUCAGAGACUUUACGAUGUGGGUAAAAUACUUUACUCAGAAGGUGAAGUGUCACCGGGACAAACAGGAAGUGAUGACGGCACAUACUGGGGCCGUUCGGAGGUUUCACUCUGGAUCAGUUACACGAUCAGGUUCAUAUUUGUAAUCCUUUCAGUCGGGGUGGGUGUGUCUUUAUUUUGUUUUUAUUUUCUGUCAUUCCAGAAUGAGUCUUGCCUUAUUUCCAUAUUUUUGAUUGUGAAAAUCGGUUGUAAAGCAAUGUGUUUUAUGACGACUAAAUUAAAGUUUUUUUAA
Molecule: messenger RNA, 4310 nt
Organism: Seriola dumerili (greater amberjack)
Lineage: Eukaryota; Metazoa; Chordata; Actinopteri; Carangiformes; Carangidae
Gene: slc39a9
Product: solute carrier family 39 member 9
Exons: 7
Coding region: 413-1345 (310 amino acids)
Biological process (GO): zinc ion transport; transmembrane transport
Cellular component (GO): membrane
Molecular function (GO): metal ion transmembrane transporter activity
Source: RefSeq, a predicted model, not a curated record